AUGGCCACCCAUAUUUUAAGCAGUGGCUACGUGACCACAGGCGUUGCGCCUUGGGGAAGCCAGUGGAAGAAAAUGAGAAGGGUCUUGAUUGCUGAUGUGUUCAAUCAGUCUAGGGUUCACUGGCUACUUGGUAAAAGAAAUGAAGAAGCUGAUAAUCUUGUUAAGUUCCUAUAUAAUCAGUGCUCGGUGAAUCCAAAUGGUUCAGUAGUGAAUGUGAAAACUGCAGCCCUAUUUUACUCGGGAGGUGUCAUGAGAAGGAUGAUUUUCAACUCAAGAGUGUUUGACAUAGGCGGCCAUGCGAAAAAGGUGAGAGAUGCUUUGAAGAUUACCAAGCAGUAUCAAGACCCUGUUAUAAACGAGAGAUUACAAGAAUGGAGAGAUGGGAAAAGGACGGAGCCUGCGGACCUGCUUGAUGUUUUCAUUUCACUCAAAGAUGCAAAUGGACUGCCUUUACUCUCUAGUGAAGAAAUCAAAGCGCAAAUCACAAUGUACCUUGCGUACGUCAACAACCCAUAUGGGAAUACCGAACCGUCCCCGAAGGUGGGGAAGCCACACCUUCCACGCGGCAAGCCUCCCAAGAAUUGUGAGAUUUCGGUCUACUACGCAGUAUUGGACGAUGUUUGGAAUUGGAAUAAGAUGAUUGUUGACGAUGCCUUUGCGUACUCAGUAUCUACUAACAUCACGUUUAGCGAUGACAUUGAACCACGUUCCGUCGAUGAAUGUUGA
Molecule: messenger RNA, 726 nt
Organism: Malus domestica (apple)
Lineage: Eukaryota; Viridiplantae; Streptophyta; Magnoliopsida; Rosales; Rosaceae
Source: RefSeq, a predicted model, not a curated record